Ceratitis capitata (Mediterranean fruit fly) is the source of this 1169-nucleotide messenger RNA. Its product is annotated as odorant receptor Or2. NCBI's taxonomy places the organism in Eukaryota, Metazoa, Arthropoda, Insecta, Diptera, Tephritidae. Gene Ontology annotation, biological process: detection of chemical stimulus involved in sensory perception of smell; sensory perception of smell. The transcript is spliced from 7 exons. The record is from RefSeq and is a predicted model, not a curated record. Gene Ontology annotation, molecular function: odorant binding; olfactory receptor activity. Gene Ontology annotation, cellular component: plasma membrane. Bases 1 to 1110 code for a protein of 369 amino acids.
AUGCUUUACUCGGAGGAAAUCUACAACUGGAAUUUAGUGUUCAUGAGAAGCAUUGGAUAUUUGGGUAACCGACGUCGUGCUUAUUUUUUAUUAUCCUUACCGGUUUUAAUAUGUUUCGGCGCAAUUUAUGGCACUUACAAAAUGUGGAGCGAUUUUGAUAAAGUCAUCAUAAAUUUAUUCAAAACUUCUGGCUUACUCACAGUAACUUUGCGAUCAUUUGUUAUCAUACAGAAGGAAAAGAAAUUAUAUGACUUUUUCGAUUACAUAAGUCAGUUGUAUCGCGAGCUGCAGGCCGAAGGUGAUGAAACUACGCUGAAGAGAAUGCAUGAGUUCGCACGAAAAACUAAACGAUAUACGAAGGGUUUAUUCAUCUUAAUGAUCGCGUGUACUUUUUAUAUAUCCCUCAUACAAGUAAUGUCAACUUUUGGCAUUGGUUUGAAAAAAUUCCUCAUUGAAAUGGAGCUACCUUUCAUAAGUGUUAAUGAGAAUCCAUAUUGGGAUAUAUUUUCUACACUGCAAGCCGUAUGGUUGGCGCCCUCAAUCCUUUUAUCGUACAUUUCCUAUUUAUGCAUCAUUUUCACCACAAUCUCUUUUGGCAUACUCUUGAUGAAAGAUCUGCAGUUUAAGUUGGGCAAUAUGAAUGAAAAGAAUGAUUUGGAGGCUUAUGAAUAUAUUAAGAACUGCGUUAAACAGCAUGUGAUGAUUAUAAAAUAUCACCGCCAAAUGGAAGUUUUAUUUUCGCUUGGCAGCUGCGCCGAAGUUUGCAACUUUUGCAUAAUUCCUUGCGUAAUUAUCGUUUAUUCAACAAUGGAUUAUGAUUUGGCUUUCUUGAUGACAGACAUACAACUGGCCGUCAUAGCAGUGUCUUCAACUUUUUUCAACUUUUGGCUGGCAAAUAAUUUUUGUGUUGAGAGUUUAAAUAUAGCAUACGCAGCAUAUAACAGUAAUUGGAUUGACCGUAAUAAGGAAUUUCGUAAAUAUAUUGUACUAAUCAUGACAAUGAGUCAGAAACCAUUACAGCUUACUGCUGCCGGCUUAAAACCAAUAAAUAUGGAGUUCUUUCUGGCAAUUCUGCGCGCGGCUUAUUCAUUAUUUACAGUUUUGCAAUAAACGGUGAAAUUCUUAAGGAAUUUAAUUAUUACAAAAAUUAAUACAUACAUAUAUUUAGA